AUGAAUGAGCAAACAUAUCGCACUAUCGUAAGGUCUCAUUCCACAAAUGUACGCAGGAAUACGACAAAUUGUUCCACACUCUCCUACCGCUGUGGUAUUAUGUCAUAUCGCUCAAAUUGGAGCAACUUUAUAGAGUCCUUAGCUUACAAACAAUUAGAGGCCAAACUAAGGAAGGAUGCUGAGUUGGAGUUUAAUCUUCUGUGGAAUAUAUUCCGUCUCAGGUUUGAUAUGGACAUUGAACGAGUCAUUUCAGCUUCGGAAGACAUAGACAAGUUUACCGAUCGUUGUCUCGAAUAUCAAUUUUCAGGUGAAAAGGCACAGCAUUGUUUUGCAAAAGCCAAGUCAAUGAGAUCAUUGGCCAUAUUAUUGUUGUUAAUCGUACGGGACAUAACACACAUGUUACGGGUAGUAAAUGCUAGGAAGAUUGCACAGAGGCAGCACUUGACUGACUUGAUAGCACUUUCACUAACUGGUGCCAAAUUAUCGUCAAAUUUCAUCUACGACAAAUGUACUAAAAAUUUGGGCAAAAUUAGCAAGGGUAAAAAGGUUGGAUUUUUUGAACAAGCAAUACAAAAGAUGGAUUUGGGACCUGAUACUGAAAUAUUGCCAUCUUCAUAUUUCUACAGGGUGUUUACUUGUUUGGGAUACCAAAGGGAGACGAUUUUUGAGGGCAUGUGGGAUUGCUCGGAUUUGAUAAGAGAAUUGGUUGAUUUAAAUAAUGCACUCCAAAAAUUUAUCUCAAUGAUUCACUUCAUCUUUCCCCACCCGCCCAUCACAUUGUUACCACAAUUCACCCGUAAUUUGUCCAAAACUCGACUAGAGAUCAAAUUUAGGAAGAUACUCAUAAGAGCGAAGGCUUAUAUUAAAGUUAAAAAAUGUCUUCUAAAAUUUCCAGAACUGGCGAAUACCACACUUCUAAUACCCAAUGCCCCUAUUCCAACGCCUAAGAUAAAGCAUGGCCAUUGGGAACCGCAUGAGGAGAUCCAGCUACUAAAGGCUGUAAACAGAUUUGGCGAAGGAAGUUGGCAAAAGGGCGCGGCGGUAUAUUUUUUUAAUACACGAACUGGCACACAACUUCGGGAUAAGUGGCAGAAUUUGUUGAGAUAUGGGCAUGUUACUUGUAUGGGUAGUGGAAAAGAGAGGGUGUGGGUUUUUGCCAUAGAAAAACAACAAUAA
Molecule: messenger RNA, 1176 nt
Organism: Babesia microti strain RI
Lineage: Eukaryota; Apicomplexa; Aconoidasida; Piroplasmida; Babesiidae
Exons: 2
Coding region: 1-1176 (391 amino acids)
Source: RefSeq, a predicted model, not a curated record